Pimephales promelas (fathead minnow) is the source of this 2350-nucleotide messenger RNA. It is a transcript of the gene las1l, whose product is annotated as LAS1 like ribosome biogenesis factor. Gene Ontology annotation, molecular function: endonuclease activity. Gene Ontology annotation, cellular component: preribosome, large subunit precursor; Las1 complex. The record is from RefSeq and is a predicted model, not a curated record. Gene Ontology annotation, biological process: maturation of 5.8S rRNA; maturation of LSU-rRNA. Lineage: Eukaryota; Metazoa; Chordata; Actinopteri; Cypriniformes; Leuciscidae.
GAACAUUCAACCUGCUGCACCGCUGGCGGGGCGUAGGACCGUAGUGUGUGUCCAGGAUACAUUAGAUUUACAUGCAUCGUAUUUAAUUUUUUCCCGACUCUAGCUGCACAUUCUUAUUUAUCCGCGGUGGGUCCACAUACUACAUCAUUUGAAAGCAUACAAAUCUGACGAUGAGGAAGAAAACGGCGGCGAAGACGCGUCACGUUGUUGUGGCCUGGAUGAACAAAGCAGAAUACGAGCAUGUGAUGGAGUAUUUGUACUCUAAAGAGCCCGCGCUGCAGAAACACGCGCUGCAUAGGAUCUCCGCGUGGAAGGGCAGGUUCGGGCAAAGCACUCCGGUGGCCGUGGAGAGCACCGCGGACCUGGUCCGAUGUCAGGUGCUGGACAGCACGGGUCAGCUGGAGGCCAGUGAUCUUGUCCUUCUCUAUGGCAUGGCGCUGGUUCGGUUUGUUAAUCUCAUCACAGAACGGCAACAGAAAAGUGUCGCCAGACCCUUGCGUAGGUUAGCCAGAAAUAUAAAUAUUCCUGAGUGGGUGGUAGACCUCAGGCAUGAUCUGACACACCGCAGACUUCCAUCACUAAAGUGGUGCCGAAAAGGUUGUGGAUUUGUACUAGACUGGUUGCAUCAGGAGUACUGGUCCCGCCAGAUGGGCAGUCAGCUGGCAGAGGGCUGGAACUCUUCAUCAGAGGAGGAGGAUGAGGAGGAGGUUGUUAAAAGACAGGAGAGAGAUCAACUCAGCAGACAGAAAGAGAUUGAGGCACACAAAAAAAUCAGAGAACUGCUCAACUCUUAUGAACAGGAACAGUUUCAGACAUAUGGAGACCUGACAAAGCAGGGAAGGCAGCUUGACAUGUGGCCGGAUGCCAGCGCUGAUCUCAGCUGGAUCCUGACGCAGAUCAAGCACUUUGCCACAGAGGCCAGAAACAUCUUCACUGAUGUUUUAAUGGAGGAUGGAUUCCUUAUUCCCACGGCAGAACAACUGGAGUCUUUGGAUAUUGACCCCUCUGGGAACUCUGACGACGUGUUCGCCCCUUGUCUCCCUCGAGUGUUUUUGCACUUCUGGUUGCCGUUAUUGAAGGUUGUGAAUUCAUCCAUCUUUAUAAAUCAAAUCCUUGACAAACUUUUCGCUGAGCUCUCGAACGAGCCGUCCAGUCACAGAACUUACUACAUUGCCUCCUGGAUCUCUGAAAUUUUGCUCUGCAACAGCAAAGCAGGUGAAUUGAAGGCUCACAAGCGACUAAAAAUAUUAAAGGAAAGGAUCUUUCUGAACAGAUUACAGUUUCCAUGGCGGAAUCUGAUUUCUGCAUGUGUGAACGCACCGUGCACAGCUACACCGUUCCUUCUGCGACAGAUUUUCAGUGACAUGGAUAAGCCUCUCCCACAUGACGCUCAGCAGAACCUGCUUCAGCUCUGCAGCAUUUAUACACAGGGUUACCAUGGAAACUCUUCCCCUGGACCCUCAGACCCUUCUCAGCCUGUGUACACCCUACAAAACCUCCAGGAGAGACUCAAGAGGAACACCUCACCGAACAGAGACACACCUAACCACACCCCUGGAUCAUUACAGGCUCCGCCCACAGAGGAGCUCCAGGAAAAGCUAAGCACAGAAACCGUACAGGACAGAAACUCUGCAUUACGAGGAUCAGCAUGGAGCGUGUGCACAGAUAAAGUCCCCUGGAAACAGUACCCGCUAGGAAAGGUUCCAGGACAACCAGAAGACCCCUCCUGUUUGAUGGCGGAGUCUUAUUCUACAUUUACUGUGUUCGACCAGCAGGUGGAGUUAGAUCGACUCCCUCAGCACCAUGGCAACAGGAGCGUUUCCCUUCAGAGCAGAGGUGCCAGUGGAUCAGAUGGGCCACUUUGGACUCACAAUGAUUUGAGCAAACUCAAAUCUGGACUCAAACUAUUCUAACACACACUCAGAUCUUCAAUGGCCUGAAGAUAGUGAACCACCAACCCUUAACUUUGAACCCUAUCAUAUUAAAAACAAACACUUGAGGGCUAAGCUGGACUGAGGCUCUUCUAAACACACACAUCCAAUAUCUGACACGAUGCUGUUGUGUGCUGCAUAGUUGGAAACACCAAGUUGUUUUUGUUUUAUAAUUCAUGUUUAUUGAGGAAGUGUUUUGCCUUACUCUAAUAUCAUUACAGUUAGUCCAAACUGCAGUUUAAUCGACUCCGCUCAGUCCUACAGCUCUUGGCACCCGUUCAAACCAUCCGGAAGUGAAACUCCCAUGAGCAAUGUCUCACGAGGUUCUAAUGAAGAAGUUGGUGCUGUUUGAAAAAUCUUGUAAAUUACAUUAUUUUUGAACACAAAGUUGCCAAAUAAACAUGUUUUUCUGUACUUAA